AUGAGUGAGGUUAACGGUUUGCUGAAAUCUGUGCAGGUUCAGGCUAUGGCGUAUCCUAUUACUACCUUGUUCCAAGAGGAAAGAGAUCUCCAGGAUAAAUAUAACUUCCUUCGAGGGAUCGAAGAGUCGUUCUUUCAUCAGAAAUCAUGUGUAAAUUGGCUAAGGCUUGGUGAUUUUAACACGCCAUUCUAUCAAAGCGUUGCUAUGGCGAGAGCCUCAAAGAACUCUAUCAGGUCCAUUACACUAGCGAAUGGCACUGUCAUCACUGACCCUGACCUCAUAAGUCACACUGCCAUCUCUCACUUCCAGAGUAUACUUGCUCCCGACGUGUUGUCUCCAAUCAGCCCCUCGAUCCUCUGGUUGAGAGAUUUGCACUCUCUCUCUUGCUCUGAACAUGACCGACACCUGAUGUCUACGGUACCGGUCCAGGCGGAAAUUGCAAACAUCCUAAAGAAGUUAAACCCCAGCAAAGCACCAGGUCCUGAUGGAUACUCCCCGGGAUUUUUUAAAGCAGCGUGGCCUAUCGUGGGUGAUGAAGUGCUCCUCUCCAUCUCUAAUUUUUUUGUAACAGCUUUCAUGCCGCGAUCAACAAAUGCUACCCUGCUAACACUGGUCCCAAAGAAGCCCGGAGCCACUGGUAUCACUGACUACAGGCCGAUAUCCUGUUGUAAUACCACGUACAAGACUAUCUCUAGGCUUCUCGUCAAACGUCUAAAGCCAAUCCUGCCUCGAGUCAUUUUACCCAACCAAACCGCUUUUGUUCAGGGAAGACUCUUGAUAGAGAAUACUUUGCUUGCUUCUGAAAUUGUGCAGGGCUACCAUAGAAAAGGAGGGGAAAAGAGGAUAACUCUCAAAGUGGACAUUGCGAAAGCAUUCGACACAGUGAGGUGGGAGUUUCUCUUCAACUGUCUGCGUAGCUUCAACGUCCCUGAGGUCUACAUUCGCUGGCUGGAAGGUUGUGUCUGCACCCCGUCAUACUCUGUUGCAUUUAAUGGCUCCAUGUAUGGUUACUUCAAGGGAAAGAGAGGGCUCAGACAAGGGGAUCCACUGUCGCCUUAUCUGUUUGUCUUGGUCAUGAACUGCCUCUCCAUGGCCCUAGACAGAGCGGCUUCUCAAGGGCAAUUUCAUUACCAUCCUCGCUGCGGAAAGUCAAAACUGACCCAUCUCUCUUUUGCAGAUGACCUCCUCAUUUUCUCAGAUGGCUCCAUCUCCUCUGUCCUAGCAAUUCUAGCAGUACUAAGAGACUUCGAAGCAAGAUCGGGGUUAGCUGUGAGCAUUCAAAAAACGUGUUACUUUGCUGCAGGUAUGUCGGAUGCAGACUUGGAAGAACUGAACCGUCUCUCGGGCUUAUCACCGGGGGUUUUUCCCAUCCGCUACCUGCUCCAGCUCAUUACAUAUGUCAUCAAUGGGAUCACCAACUUCUGGUCCAGCUCUUUUAUAAUACCGAAGACAGUAAUUAAAGAGAUCGACUCCCUCUGCUCAAAAUUCCUUUGGAAGGGUGAUAUAACUGCUCAUGCAUCUGCGAAGUUAUCUUGGGACUCUUGCUGUUUUUCAAAAGAUGAAGGUGGGCUGGGACUCCGAAAUAUUGAGGUAUGGAACACGGCCUGCGCUGUGAAAAUGGUUUGGCUCCUGUUUUUUGCAUCAAACUCUAUCUGGGCUACUUGGUUUAUAGCAGAAAUUUUCGAAGGGAACCUCCAAGCGUUUUGGGUGAUAAAUACAAAGCAAAAGCACUCUUGGCUUGUAAACAAGCUACUGGACUUGCGGCCCACUGUAUUCCCAUGGAUUAAGCAGAGAAUUGGCAAUGGGAAAACUUGUUACUUCUGGACGGGAAAUUGGUCCCACUUCGGUGCAAUGACUACUUACCUCCACACCUCUGUUACUAGACGAUUUCCUAUCGCUAGGGAUGCAACACUUGCUGAGCUUUGGGAGAACAAUGCAUGGGUUUUGCCAAACGCUAGAUCGGAGAGCAAGGUACUGGUUAUCUCUUUCCUCUCCACUCUUUUGCUUACUGAUGCUACUGACUCUGUUGACUGGUUACCUGGUGGCGUUAUGCGCCAAAAAUUCUCUACCGGAGAAAUUUACAACCUCUUGAAGCCUCACCCCUCAAAGGUCACUUGGCACAAGGAGGUCUGGUUUUCGGUUGGUAUCUCUAAGCACAAGUUCCUCACAUGGCUAAUGGUACUUAAUCGUUGUCCUACCCGGAAUAGGAUCUCAGCUGGGGACUCCAAACUGAUCCUCAUUACCUGUUCUAGGUGGCUGCAAACUGCGGCUUUCAAACGCCAAGGUACUGGAACCUGCUACUGGAUCGUCUGGCUGGAAAUUUCACAAACAGGAUUUCUAGCCUGCGACAGAAGAGACCUGUGUACUCCUCCUCCCUUCUUCAACUAUGGUUCUCUGGAUAAAGUUUUCACCCUCUCUGUGUAG
Messenger RNA from Raphanus sativus (radish), 2424 nucleotides. RefSeq lists its product as uncharacterized. The record is from RefSeq and is a predicted model, not a curated record. NCBI's taxonomy places the organism in Eukaryota, Viridiplantae, Streptophyta, Magnoliopsida, Brassicales, Brassicaceae. Bases 1 to 2424 code for a protein of 807 amino acids. The transcript has 4 exons.